This is a messenger RNA of Ectocarpus sp. CCAP 1310/34, 2091 nucleotides long. NCBI's taxonomy places the organism in Eukaryota, Phaeophyceae, Ectocarpales, Ectocarpaceae. The record is from the annotation of a GenBank genome assembly.
AUGUCCACCCCCACUCCCGAGGGUACUUUCCGCUUGACUUCUGUCUCCGUGCGCGAACUGGAUGUGACAGAACAGGACCCGUUCAGCACCCUCUCAUUCCCGAUAAAAAUGAGCGCUGACCUACACCGGGUGCUGGGCGAAGCUGGGCGGGUGUUUGUGUGCGAGGGGGUCCGCGAGAGUCAUCUGCCGGGUGAUGUCCGCGGUAGCUUCGGGAGCUACGUUACGCGGUCUAUUCGAGUCCUCCGGAAGGACCAGGCAGUGGAAGUGGCGGCCCUGGGUGUAAUCAACUCCGUCGGCGGGGAAGAGGCCGGGACCCUGCACUCCGUUUGCGGACCUCAUGGCGAAGAGUUUGUCCUGUACUCCACGAAGUACGUCUGUUUCGAGACGGCUGUCACGCAGAUCCCGUUUGUUUGCGCCGCGUGCCUGUCGUUCCGCAAGCGGGGAGUCGUGGAGUGGCUGCGGAAGCGAAGUGAGCCCGUGGACCAGCGGACAAACAACAGGUUCCUCAGCACCCCCCAACAGGUCGACAAGCUUCGCGAGCUGAGCAAAGACAAGAAGGGAAUGCGCAUGCAGUUGCACCGCGCUAAGCUGGCUAAGUGCCGCGAGGAUGACAUCAUCAUCCCCGCAGAGGAAGAUCAAGGGCAGCAGCUCUUCGAUCUCUUGCAGCACGACGACAUCCAGAACAAGGGAGAGCGGCUGUGCAACCAAAACGAUGCCAUAUCCGCCUCCAUCACUACAACCUGCGUACGUUUCGGAACCUCCCUCUCCCAGGACAACUACGAGUGGAACAGGGUGAACGGCUCGAAGAAGGGGUGGCGCUACAACCCCAAGGUACUGCGCUGGGCUCUGUACGCCAUGCACAGGUGCGGGUCUUCGGCAUACGAGGUGCUUCGUGAAGUCCUCCAUCUCCCGGACCCGCGCCACGUCCGGAAAAUCGGCAUGAAAACCGAUCCUAUCUCUGCCGGGAUCCAGCACCACAACAUCAAAGUGAGGAGUGUGGGGAGUGGUGGGAUUCCGCCGCAGCAGCCUCCCAUUUGGUGCAGGCGCACGGCAAGCUCGCCGCGGCGAGACGGGGCGGCGAAACACGACCUUCCGUGGAAGUCGAGGAACCUCGCCAAGGUCUGCGUUGAUCCAGAGACCGGCGGCUACGAGCUCGUGGAGUUUUCGCUCAAGACGCUGGAGAAAGUGUGGUACACGGAGGAGAAGGGGGGGGGAAAGUGGUUGCUGGAGGAGAAAACUGCGCAGCUUACGCGGUACUCCAAGGUGGUGUCCGAGCAGUUCAACCGGAGCGGCUUCAACUGCAUGAGCGUGCGGCUCGCGGUCAAGAGUCUCUCCGCCACCGCGGUUCGGAUGUGCAACGACGCCAACGCCAAGCUGGUCCGUAGUGGCCAGAAGCCCGACCUCUCCAUCGCGUGCUACGCCGAGAUGGCGCGGCAAGUCAACGAUUUCGUGGACAUCAUGAAUGGCAAGUGCGCGUACAACCGCGACCCGAUCGACGUGAGCAAGAGGAUCGACAUCCGGAAGAGCUGCAUCACCUCCAAGGACAGCCCUCUCCUGGACCGACUGCUGGAGAUUCUAGAGUGGUUCGAUACAUGGUGGCAAGAUCUGAACCUGUUCGGCGGCAGCGACCUGGCCCUCGACGACCUCUUCCUCCCCGACCAGACUUGGGACGACUUGCGACUCACCAUCCUCGGAUUCGUAGCGAUGACUCGCUACGUCUUCGGAGACGAUGACUGGGUGACCGAGGGAUCGCGUGGACGAUACAAGUUUAUGCGAGACUGGAACCAGGCAAGUGACACCUGCGAGAAAAGGUUCGGCCACAUCAGGGCCAAUCAGGGAUGUCACAAGAAUCCCCGCAAGGAGUCUGCCUUCGCCGCGGGUCACCGCGCGGAUGUAGUCAGAAAGGCUCAGAUGUCCAAGCGUCGCGACUCGGACCGUGGUAAAGACGCUUUCAAGCUAGACAUGGUUAGCGCGGCAGCCGAAGCUACACUGCCGGUGAACGAGCAACAACGCAGAUAUCCGAUGAGGGCAGAGGGGGCGGGCAGGGCUGGCUUCGUCCGCGAGGCGAGGAGUUUGCGCCGCCAGAGUUGA